AUGGGGCUCGGGGAGUGGACGGCCGACAAGGAGGCGGGGUACAAUCUGAAGAACCCCGGGCUCAGGGACACCGCAACGGUGCUGUUCCAGGAUACCGGGGACAAGGUCGGAUGGGUGGCCCUCCGCUUCGUCGCAAGCAACCCAGGCGUCUGGCCGCUGCACUGCCACAUCGCCCCGCACGCGUACAUGGGCCAGGCCGUCAACCUCGUCGUGGCCCCAGAAAAAAUCGGGGCGCCCCCCAAGAACAUGCCCAAGUGCCCCAAAACCUGCACCUACCAGAUGGCGCAGUGGACGACCCCGCUUACGCAGAAGGCCUGGGGCGGCAACAAGCUGCUUGCGCCACCCAAGGCCAACGGGGCGCCCUACGGCGCCGUGCCGUCCGAGGGGCGCUGA
Monoraphidium neglectum is the source of this 393-nucleotide messenger RNA. Its product is annotated as L-ascorbate oxidase. Gene Ontology annotation, molecular function: oxidoreductase activity; copper ion binding. The transcript has 2 exons. Lineage: Eukaryota; Viridiplantae; Chlorophyta; Chlorophyceae; Sphaeropleales; Selenastraceae. Bases 1 to 393 code for a protein of 130 amino acids. The record is from RefSeq and is a predicted model, not a curated record.